This is a messenger RNA of Nerophis lumbriciformis (worm pipefish), 2355 nucleotides long. Lineage: Eukaryota; Metazoa; Chordata; Actinopteri; Syngnathiformes; Syngnathidae. The record is from RefSeq and is a predicted model, not a curated record.
AUGAAGCCCCCACUUGUUGGGAAAGCCAACCUUCUGGAGGAAAAGACUUUGAAAGCGCUGAGAGGCACUGGGGGGCCACUGGGGAGCACGAGAGCACCCAAAAGAGGGGACGGGGUGGGCGGUGAUAAGCACCUGCUUGAAAAAAAGAUGGUCUUUGUUGGCCAGAUGGACUGUCAGUCACAGGAGCUGACAUCAAAGUGCACAGUCAGCACAACACAAACCACCCACUGGAUGGCUCAGGUUCUUUGUCAAGUUAUUCUACAUUUCUUCAUCAUCUUCUUCAUCACCGCCUUCUUCAUCAGGUUCUUCGUCAAGUACUUCAUCAAGUUCUUCAUUAUCUUCUUCAUCAUCUUCUUCACCAGGUUCCUUAUCGGGUUUUUCAUCAGGUUCCUUAUCAGGUUUUUCGUCAAGUUCUUCAUCAUCUUCUUCAUCACCUCCUUCAUCACCUUCUUCUUCAGGUUCUUUGUCAAGUUCUUCAUCAUCUUCUUAAUCACCUUCUUCAUCAUUACCUUCUUCAUCGGGUUCUUCAUCAUCUUGUUCAUCGCUUUCUUCAUCAGGUUCUUCAUCAGGUUCUUUUACUUCAUCAAGUUCUUCAUUAUCUUCUUCAUCAUCUUCUUCACCAGGUUCCUUAUCGGGUUCUUCAUCGGGUUCUUCAUCAGGUUCCUUAUCAGGUUCUUUGUCAAGUUCUUCAUCAUCUUCUUAAUCACCUUCUUCAUCAUUACCUUCUUCAUCGGGUUCUUCAUCAUCUUGUUCAUCGCUUUCUUCAUCAGGUUCUUCAUCAGGUUCUUUUACUUCAUCAAGUUCUUCAUUAUCUUCUUCAUCAUCUUCUUCACCAGGUUCCUUAUCGGGUUCUUCAUCAGGUUCCUUAUCAGGUUUUUCGUCAAGUUCUUCAUCAUCUUCUUCAUCACCUCCUUCAUCACCUUCUUCUUCAGGUUCUUUGUCAAGUUCUUCAUCAUCUUCUUAAUCACCUUCUUCAUCAUUACCUUCUUCAUCGGGUUCUUCAUCAUCUUGUUCAUCGCUUUCUUCAUCAGGUUCUUCAUCAGGUUUUUCAUCGCCUUCUUCAUCAUCAUCUUCUACAUCAGGUUCUUCAUGAAGUACUUCAUCAAGUUCUUCAUUAUCUUCUUCAUCAUCUUCUUCACCAGGUUCCUUAUCGGGUUCUUCAUCAGGUUCUUCAUCAGGUUCCUUAUCAGGUUUUUCGUCAAGUUCUUCAUCAUCUUCUUCAUCACCUCCUUCAUCACCUUCUUUGUCAGGUUUUUCGUCAAGUUCUUCAUCAUCUUCUUCAUCACCUCCUUCAUCACCUUCUUCUUCAGGUUCUUUGUCAAGUUCUUCAUCAUCUUCUUAAUCACCUUCUUCAUCAUUACCUUCUUCAUCGGGUUCUUCAUCAUCUCGUUCAUCGCUUUCUUCAUCAGGUUCUUCAUCAGGUUCUUUUACUUCAUCAAGUUCUUCAUUAUCUUCUUCAUCAUCUUCUUCACCAGGUUCCUUAUCGGGUUCUUCAUCAGGUUCUUCAUCAGGUUCCUUAUCAGGUUUUUCGUCAAGUUCUUCAUCAUCUUCUUCAUCACCUCCUUCAUCACCUUCUUCUUCAGGUUCUUUGUCAAGUUCUUCAUCAUCUUCUUAAUCACCUUCUUCAUCAUUACCUUCUUCAUCGGGUUCUUCAUCAUCUUGUUCAUCGCUUUCUUCAUCAGGUUCUUCAUCAGGUUCUUUUACUUCAUCAAGUUCUUCAUUAUCUUCUUCAUCAUCUUCUUCACCAGGUUCCUUAUCGGGUUUUUCAUCAGGUUCCUUAUCAGGUUCCUUAUCAGGUUUUUCGUCAAGUUCUUCAUCAUCUUCUUCAUCACCUUCUUCUUCAGGUUCUUUGUCAAGUUCUUCAUCAUCUUCUUAAUCACCUUCUUCAUCAUUACCUUCUUCAUCGGGUUCUUCAUCAUCUUGUUCAUCGCUUUCUUCAUCAGGUUCUUCAUCAGGUUUUUCAUCGCCUUCUUCAUCAUCAUCUUCUACAUCAGGUUCUUCAUGAAGUACUUCAUCAAGUUCUUCACCAUCUUCUUCAUCGCCUUCGUCGUCGUCUUUUUCAUCACCUUCUUCAUCAAGUUCUUCAUCUUCUUCAUCAUCGUCUUUACCAGGUUCCUUAUCAGGUUCUUCAUUAAGUUUUUCAGCAGGUUCUUCAUCACCUUCUUCAUCAUCUUCUUCACUUUCUUCAUCAGGUUCUUCAUAAAAUUCUUCAUCAGACUCUUCAUAAGCUUCUUAAUUAAGUCCUUUAUCGGCUACUUCAUCAAGUUCUUCAUCGCUUUCUUCAUCAGGUUCUUCGCCAUCUUCUUCAUCAGUUCUUCAUCAACUACUUCAUCGCCUUCCUCAUCAGGGUUUUGA